Wasmannia auropunctata (little fire ant) is the source of this 1715-nucleotide messenger RNA. Its product is annotated as protein Wnt-11b-2-like. Bases 1 to 1131 code for a protein of 376 amino acids. The record is from RefSeq and is a predicted model, not a curated record. Gene Ontology annotation, biological process: multicellular organism development; canonical Wnt signaling pathway; neuron differentiation. Gene Ontology annotation, molecular function: cytokine activity; frizzled binding. Gene Ontology annotation, cellular component: extracellular region. The transcript is spliced from 5 exons. Lineage: Eukaryota; Metazoa; Arthropoda; Insecta; Hymenoptera; Formicidae.
AUGCGGAUAAAGAAGCGAAGCGAUGCUAAGGUCUGGCUACUGCUGCUCGUGUUGCUGCUGGUCCAAGAUGGCAGAUGUAUAAAAUGGCUCGGCCUUGGUCGUACCGGCGACACGCAUACGUGGACCAGGGAGGCGUGCACCAGCGCGAAGGGCGCGGGUCUGCUGGAGAGGAAGCAGGCGAGGGCAUGCAGGGCUGCACCGGACGUGAUGCCCGCUUUGGUGCAAGCCGCUAAGGAUACGUCGACGGUGUGCCAGCAGGCCUUUCGACAUCGCAGAUGGAAUUGUAGCAGCAUCGAGCGCGCACCCGACUAUACGCCCGAAUUGCUCACAGGAACGAGAGAGCAGGCCUUCGUCUACGCGAUGUCAGCCGCUGCCGCGGUCUGGCGGCUCGCGCGAGGGUGCGCCCUGGGGAGCCUGGCGGCCUGUUCGUGCGCGACUCCACCGCGAAGAGAGCCACCCUCGCCGUCCGCGCUUAUCUCGCCCUCAUCCUUCACCACCAUGCCCGUCUCCUUCGACACGCUGUCCGCGAGGAACUCCUUCAAGUGGGGCGGCUGCGGGGACGACGUGAGGUCCGCCUCGAGGAUGGCGAAGCGGUUCCUCCAGGGCGCAACGCCGCCCGGUACCGGCGGGACCGCCAAGUUCAUGCACGCGGUCAAUAUGCACAACAACAGGGCGGGUCGGAGGGCGGUCGAGCAGUCCCUGACUUUGGAAUGCAAGUGCCACGGGGUGUCGGGUUCCUGCAGCGUGCGUACCUGCUGGCGCGGUCUGGGUGCAUCGGGACCAUCCGCCGCCGGAAGCCGUUUGCUACGCAGAUACGCCACCGCGGCCGAAGUGAGGCCGAGAUCCGGUGGUAGACUACCGCCCCUGUAUCAUCACGAUAAUCUGCUCUACACCACCAAAAGUCCGGAUUACUGCCUACCGGAUAAGAAGAGGGGCAGCCUCGGCACGAUCGGCAGACAAUGCAACGGCAGCAGUUCCGGCUACGAGAGCUGCGAGUACCUCUGCUGCGGUCGCGGCCACGUGACCAGGACCGAGGAGGUCUACGAGAGAUGCGACUGCAAGUACAUCAGCUGCUGCUACGUGAGAUGCAAGACGUGCAGCCGGAUCGUGAAGACGUACGAGUGCAAUUAAGAGUAAUGUGGACUGGGAACAACUGGCGAACGGAGAAUCGGUGAUCCGAUUCCUCGAUCCGCGGUCGACGAAGAGAAAGGGGAAGAAAAUUCUUCGGAAACUUAAACGCUAAGCGCAAAAUUAAUUAAUUUCUGCGCAUGAUAUGCGCGCGCGCGAAAGUCGCGAAUCCCAAUCGGCCGACGAUAUAAUUGUUUAGGCGAUAAUUUACUUACCGUGAAUGUGUGUACACGACUCUCUCUCUCUCUCUCUCUCGCUCUCCCUCUUUCACGUGGCGGUACCGUAGUAGAAGAAGUGUUAUUUAUGCCGUGCUACUUGCUAUUUAUUCGAUGUGCUGUGCGUGUAUCGUGGCGGACGAUGGCGAAUAAACCGCGCCUGUCGUGAUCCUAUAGCUCUGCCACGCGGGUGACCUCUGACUCGCGAGGUUCAAAUGUAAAUCUCGCCGCCGCGUCGCCAUCGUCGUCAUCUCGUCGUCGUCGUCGUCGCGAUUCUACAAGAAAACGUAGAUCAGAGCAGUGUACAUAGAAUGCUCGAUAUUUCGAUGUAACCUAUACAUUUACAUUCUGCAAAUACACGUUGCUUGGAAA